AUGGCGUUCUACUUCCACGGACUGCCCAUAGGAUGGGUAGCCAUCAUGCUGGCGCUCGUGGCCUCAAUGGGUGGUUUCAUCUUUGGCUAUGACACUGGUCAGAUAUCAGAUAUCCUGUUGAUGGAUGAUUUUCUUCUUCGCUUUGCCACCUGCUCCACACCUGGAGAUUUAUCGACUUGUUCAUUUUCCACUGUACGGGAAGGUCUCAUCGUUUCUCUCCUCUCCAUCGGAACACUCGCCGGCGCGCUCCUGGGUGCACCCAUCGCUGACUUUUUAGGACGUCGUCAUGCCUUAUCCGUGGAGUGUGUGGUGUUCACCAUUGGAGUCAUCGUUCAGAUAACUUCCAACCACGUCUGGCAGCAAUUUGCUGUCGGCCGGUUUAUUAGUGGCUUGGGUGUUGGCGCAAUUAGUGCUGCAGUUCCGAUGUAUCAAGCCGAAACAGCUCCAUCUCAGAUCCGUGGCACUUUGACUGCAACUUAUCAGCUGUUCAUUACGUUCGGUAUCCUGGUAGCUUACUGUAUCUCGAUCGGAACACGUGACGUCUCUAACUCUGGUUCAUGGCGCAUUGUUGUUGGCAUUGGCAUCUUGUGGGCACUAAUUCUCGGUAUCGGCAUCCUCUUCAUGCCAGAGAGCCCUAGAUGGCUUGCCGCGCAUGACAGAAUGGAGGAGGCUCAGUUUUCACUCGCGCGUUCUCGCGGUAUUCCAAAGGAUGAGGCAAAGAGCCACUACAUCAUCGUUCGCGAGGUUGAGGAAAUCAGGUCUUUUGUCGAAUACGAAAAGCAGGUUCGUGGCGGGUGGAUCGACUGCUUUAGGCCGCAAAACAAGACUCUCUACCGCACUCUUCUUGGAAUGAGUCUACAGAGCCUUCAGCAGCUCACUGGCGCCAAUUACUUCUUUUACUACGGCGCAACUGUGUUCCAAGCAGUAGGUCUCAGUGACUCGUUUGUGACUCAAAUCAUUCUUGGCACUGUCAACUUUGUCUGUACGUUCGGCGGAAUGUAUGUCCUCGAAAGGUUUGGGCGUCGCAGGCCUCUGAUCAUUGGAGGCAUCUGGCAAUCAGCGUGGCUUUUCGUCUUCGCCGCUGCUGGAACUGCUGUGGAUCCUACGACUCAUCCUGGCAUUGGGAAAUUGAUGAUCGUGUCGGCCUGCAUGUUUAUCUGGGGUUAUGCGAUGACCUGGGCUCCUGGUGUCUGGAUUCUCAUUGGAGAAACGUUCCCUACACGGACCCGUGCCAAGCAAGGCAGUCUAUCGACCGCGGCGAACUGGAUUUGGAAUUUCCUAUUGGCGUUCUUUACGCCAUUCAUCAGUAGUGCCAUAAGCUACCGCUACGGUUUUGUCUUUGCAGCAUGCAACUUGAUGGGAGCCGUUGUCGUGUAUUUCUUCCUUUACGAAUCAUCUAAUCUUUCACUAGAAAGUGUUAACAUGAUGUAUACCGAUCCUGAUUGCAAACCUUGGACUUCUGGCAAAUGGGCUCCACCCGGGUAUUCCUCGCGCCAGGAUCUUAUCGAUAAAACCAGAGCCGCGGAGGCGCAUCAAUCCCUUGCGUCCAGCGCACUCGAGGGAGGCAGGAUCGAGAAACCCUCCGAGUCCUCUGGGGACGGAUCAUAG
This is a messenger RNA of Suillus bovinus, 1608 nucleotides long. Its product is annotated as general substrate transporter. The record is from RefSeq and is a predicted model, not a curated record. Gene Ontology annotation, cellular component: membrane. Gene Ontology annotation, biological process: carbohydrate transport; transmembrane transport. Gene Ontology annotation, molecular function: carbohydrate:proton symporter activity. The coding region runs from base 1 to 1608 and encodes 535 amino acids. The transcript has 13 exons. Lineage: Eukaryota; Fungi; Basidiomycota; Agaricomycetes; Boletales; Suillaceae.